Molecule: messenger RNA, 1739 nt
Organism: Emiliania huxleyi CCMP1516
Lineage: Eukaryota; Haptophyta; Isochrysidales; Noelaerhabdaceae
Exons: 13
Coding region: 1-1599 (532 amino acids)
Source: RefSeq, a predicted model, not a curated record
AUGGCGCCGCUGCUCGUUGGCUCGCGCGGCGAGGCGCGGCCGGAGGUCACGCUCUCUCUCAUCAGCAGGCCGUCCGCCAAUGAGCCGAUCGAUCACGCGGCCGCACGGGCUGCGACCAACAAACCAAGAGCGCCUCAGCGUUGCAUCGUUCCUCCCAAGCAGGCCGUCGGCCCAAGAGCGCGAAGAAUGUCGAAUGGUGCGACGCCGCCCACGCUGCGAGUGCUGGCGCGCCAGCCGUCUUCCUGCGCCUCCGCGAAGCUCCCCGGCACGCCGCACUCGGCUCGCUCGACAUCCAUCAUCUCUGGGGCGUCGUCCGACAUCUCUGACAUCUCGAGUUUUGACGGCAGCAUCAACGGCGAGAAGCGCAGGAGUGUGCGCCGUGCAAUGCCGCGGCUGCGCUUGCCAGCCAGCGCAAGCCAGCUGCGACUGUCAGUCCCCUCCUGGCGGAAACCUGGGCGCGGAGCAGCUGCGGACGCGGACGCGGAGGAGGCGGGGGGGGGGACGCAGCCGACAGUCUCUACGACGCAGCCGACAGUCUCCGAAGGCGACGAGUCACCCACAGCGGGCGGCCGCUCGGACGCGGAGGCACUCCGCGGCGAGGUUAUCCUCGCGGACGAGCCCGAGGCCAGCGCCGCCGGCGAGACGACCCUCGGCGAUGCCAAGGCGGCUAAGCGCGAGCAGAAGCGCGAGCAGAAGUGCGAGCAGAAGUGCGAGCAAGCCUGGCUCCCCUUCUCCGACCCAGAGCUCCAGACCCUCGCCGCCGUCCGCCGCUGGCUCGGCGCCGCUCGCUUCGAUGCGGUGCCGCUCGACCUGCUCGUCUGCUUCCUGCGCGGGUACGCGUACCGCAAGGACUGGGCAGAGACGGUCUACGUCGAGCUCUCUGAGGCUCUCGAGUGGCGCGGGCGUGCGGCCGCCGACUCCGUGCUCGACUCCCCUCCCGCGGACCGCCCGCUCUUCGAGCAGCUCUACCAGAGCGGGCCGGUCGGGCGAGACCAGCAGGGGCACAUCGUCGAGCUGAUGCGGCUCGGCCGGCUCAAGGUGUCGAAGCUCUUCAAGAGUUUCGAGCUCGACGCAAUCAUCAAGCAGGUCACCUACGCCGCCGAGGCGAAGCGCGCGUGCAACAUCGCAAACUGCGGCGCGCUGGGCAAGCGGACGUACAAGACGGUGGUCGUGAUCGACUGCCAAGGCCUCGACUCUGACCAGCCUGACCGAGGACGCCUCAACUCGGACCACCUCGGCAAAGAGUUUCGCGUGCUGAUGAAGAAGACGGCGGAGGUGCUGUCCGGACACUACCCGGAGACGAUGCACAAGACGUACAUCAUCAACGGCCCUCUCAUCGUGCGCGCGGCGUGGAACGUGACGCGGCACAUGAUGCACCCCCUCUCGGCCGCCAAGAUCGCCAUCCUCGGGUCGGACUGGAAGAAGGUCUUCGACCGGGACGGCAUCGUGCUCGACGGCAACUCGCUCCCCGCGAGCAUCGGCUGGAGCGAGGCCGUCGGGGAGCUCCCCGCUGACGGCGGCGCGGCGAGGCGGCGUGGCUGGGCCCCGCCCGCCGAUCUGGCGGCCCUGGCGGCCCUCGCAGAGGGAGCGCAGGGCUAAGACUGAUUAGCUAGCUGCACGUUUGCGGGUUGGUGUGAGCUGCACCGGCACUGUGGCGUCCUGAGUGUAAUAAUUGGCUGGGUCUAGGGCUGCGGCUCUGGGCCCGGCAGCCUCUAGAGGUGUGUGUAUCUAUAUGUGGC